This is a messenger RNA of Diaporthe citri, 597 nucleotides long. RefSeq lists its product as uncharacterized. The coding region runs from base 1 to 597 and encodes 198 amino acids. The record is from RefSeq and is a predicted model, not a curated record. The transcript is spliced from 2 exons. Lineage: Eukaryota; Fungi; Ascomycota; Sordariomycetes; Diaporthales; Diaporthaceae.
AUGGGCUGGUUACACGAUUGGAUGGCACGAGAGACAGACGCAAGGGAUGACCCGCAGUAUCGUUUAGCCUCGGACGGUAUCCACGAUGACUUGCCUGCAGUUGAACCUCGAGACGACAAGGGCAACAGAAGGGGCAACGGCGGUAAUGGAAACGGGCACAACGGCGGCAGAAGAGGUGACAGCGCCGACGAGCAAGGCGGUGACAAAGACAAGGGAAAUGGUGGAGAUGGCGAUAAGAACAAGAACAGCUCUCUGGUCCGAGGAGCCGUCGACAUGGCCCAAACUGGACGGCGCAGCGUCGGUGAUGGCACGGGCGGCCAAGGGGCAGUGGAUACUUCGUCGUGGCGGACGUGGCACCCGUAUCGCCCACCGUCGGCUCAGUCGGACACGGCAGCCGCUGCGGCAGACCUGCUGGAACCACCUGCUCCAGCAUUCUCGAGAUCGAACCAGGACGCGCGCAGGACUCUGAACACUUGGGAGACAAGCUCUGAGCCCGACUCGCCGGCGGCUGACCGGUUCUCUGCGACCGCGCUGGCUACAUACCUAUCGCCUGCGCCGACACGCCCGAGGCGUAUUGGUGGCUCGACACAGGUCUGA